AUGGGGAAAGAUAAGGCAUCGGGACCGGAUGGACUCCCCCCAAGCUUUUACUCGCAUCAUUGGAAUACCGUUAGUGAGGACGUUUUUGAAAUAAUUACCCACUUUUUCACUCAUUUGGAGCUGCCAGGCUUCAUCAAUGAUACCUCCCUUGUAUUAAUCCCAAAGAAUGAAGCUCCUUUAUCAACCAAAGACUACCGUCCGAUUGCACUCUGCAAUGUCUCCUACAAAAUCAUCUCGAAAAUCAUUGCUUCGAGACUACGUGGGAUACUCCCAAGAAUUAUUUCCCCGAACCAAGCGACUUUCAUCAGAGGCAGAAGCAUUGCUGAGAACUCGAUGAUUGCAAGAGAGAUAGUCCAUUCUAUGAAAAAGAGGAAAAAUAAUAGAGGCUUUAUGAUGAUCAAGCUUGACUUAGAGAAAGCCUAUGACAAAAUGGACUGGGACUUCAUCCUGCUAAUUCUUUCGAAUAUGGGGUUUACUAAUCCCUUCCUGGGAUGGAUCCGUGCCUGUAUUUCUGUGCAAGAAAUCAAGCUCCUCCUAAAUGGUUCCAUAGCGGGUAAGAUCAAGCCCCGAGGCCUUCGACAAGGAGAUCCUCUCUCCCCGUCUCUGUUUAUACUUGCGGCUGAAACGCUUUCCCGCCUUCUUUUGGAUAAGGAAAAAAGAGGCCAGAUUAAAGGGAUCAAGGUGGGUAGACACGGCCCGACUAUCGAUCACCUUAUGUUCGCUGAUGACAUCAUGCUCUUUGGGCAAGCCUCUACGAAGGAAGCUAAAGCCUUCAAGGAAUGCUUGGCCACUUACUGUGAGUGGUCAGGACAGUCAAUUAACCUCCAUAAAUCUUCAGUCUUCUUCUCUUGUGGAGUGCCCCGAGGGCGAAUCCAAACAAUCAAGGAAAUCCUAAGAAUGAAGCAAAUGACUGAAAAGGUGACCUACUUAAGACUGCCGCUCUUCAAUACUUCAAGAAGAACGAGUAACUACAACAACUUGGUGGACCGGGUUUUGUUGCGUAUCAAGGAUGUUAUUCCCACCACCACUGCCAACAAAAUUGAUAAAGCCCUUAGAGACUUCUGGUGGGGUGAUACAGAAGAAAAGCGAGUGCUACAUUGUGUUGCUUGGGAGACCCUUUGCAAACCAAAAACCCAUGGGAGUCUUGGAUUUAGAACUACGGAGGCAACCAACCAAGCUUUUCUCAUGAAAUGGGCUUGGAAAGUGUUGACGGAUGACUCAAGCCUUUGGAAGCAUGUCUUAGGUGCUAAAUAUCUCAAGAAUCACAACUUCCUUGACCUUGACCCUCAAGCUUCCGACUCUGUGCUUUGGAAGGCAAUUCUCAAAGCCCGGAAUCAACUUCACAAAGGUAUGUGCCGGAAAAUUGGAAACAGUGAAUCAACAUCCAUUUGGUUUCACCCUUGGAUUCCCUUAGGCAAUCUCCAACCUCAACCGAGGCUUGAUGCAACUCAGGGCGUCAGUUUAGUGUGCAACUUUAUACACAACUUCACCUGGAGGGAGGACCUUGUCCACCAAUGGUUCCAGCCAGAAGACGCCAGAAGAAUUUUGAAUAUCACCAAACCAAACCACCCAGUGGAAGACUCUUGGUUGUGGACUCCUGAAAGUAAUGGCAAAUUCACUAUCCGCUCAGCCUACCGAACCAUAAAAAACCUUGAUCAAGGAAUCACUAGUAAUGAAAAAUGGUGGAUUUUAUGGGGAACUAAGAUGCACUCGAGACUUAAAAUGCUUUGGUGGAGAAUACUCUCCAAUUGCCUAUUAACUCGAGGUAAACUACAACUCUUUGCUGGCCUUAAUGAUCCCAAUUGUCCUCUAUGUUCUUUGGUAGUUGAAGACUCGUUGCACAUCUUUUGGAAAUGUCAUCUGGCUCGUUCCUUGUGGUUUGACUGCUGUUGGAGUAUUAGGACUUGCUCCUUCAACUUCUCCAAUUGGGAGGAAUGGAUAAACUGGUUCAAAAUCACCGAUAACAGACCAAAAGAUACCAGCCUUCAUGCAUUCCUUAAGGGGGCUGCAAUAAUUUUCGAAAAGAUUUGGAGCGAAAGAAACAAGGUGGUUCACCAACAACAAUGCACGCCCACAAAGAUAAUCCUCCAGCUGAUCGAUAAUCGGCUUCAGAAGGCUUUUCAGACCCUUCAAUGUGGCCCAGCUCCGAUGAUGCAGUGGCUGCCUCCUCCUGAGGGCUGGUUCAUAUGCAACACCGAUGUAGCGAUCGACCAAGCUUAA
Messenger RNA from Cannabis sativa, 2220 nucleotides. RefSeq lists its product as uncharacterized. The transcript is spliced from 2 exons. Lineage: Eukaryota; Viridiplantae; Streptophyta; Magnoliopsida; Rosales; Cannabaceae. Bases 1 to 2220 code for a protein of 739 amino acids. The record is from RefSeq and is a predicted model, not a curated record.